UGUAACAUACAAUGUUUCUUUUAGAAUUUUCGUAAAACGGUUAUGUGGCUUGUUCAAUAAAAAAACUAAACCUUCGAUAUUUUUACAGAAUUGUUUUAUAAUCGUAUCUACAUAAAUAUAUUUUGUACAAUUAAGAUUUAAGUUGUUAUUUACUUUAAAGAUGUUUUUCAACUUUGUUGUGGAAAUUAGCCGAUAUAUUUUCGUUGCUACAUUGAAAGUAUGUUCGGUGUCAUUAAUUUCAAUCAUCUUGAUGACACAAGCACGUGCAAAUCCAAUACCGCACUGGAUGCAGCCUUGUAGGGGAUCCCUUGAUUCAAACCGGGAACUGCCUUUACAGUUACUAGAAACUAUUCUAAUUUCUGACAAUGAGUUGGCAAGGCAACUCGGGAUUAAAGCGGGAAAUGUAGAAGAUAAAGCGACUUCAGUCAGAGAUCAAAUGGCAGACGAACGAAUUCAAAGCACAGACUUACAAGAUUUUUUAGACGAAAAUACGACACUUCCCGGAUUUCCAGAUCAUAGAGCACUAAAUAUACGAACACGGUUCAUUGAAAGACUUCGGGAGGACUACAGAAGGGUUUCAGUAACCGCCAUAUUUGUUGAAGAAAUGCUCGCAGACGAAGAGCAUUCUGCUUACUCUCCAAGUUACACAAGUCACUUUAGACAUAUAGAGUCAAAGAUCUACCCGUUGUUAUGUCAACUGAAAAUGGCCAUAUUGAAUAAAGGAGCGCAGCUACCCCAUAUCAGUAACGACGUCAUGCAUACGUCAUUACGAAAUGUCGACACGCAUGCGCUGAGACAUAUGCGUGACUAUCGGAUUUUAAAAGAUAUUGUUCGACUGUUUCAUUCGAUUCAGGGUGAUUAUGGGAAUAUACAUGCAGAAGACCAAGUAAAUGUUCAAGUAGAAAAUCGAUGAAGAUUGCAGAGAAGGCGUCGUCUUUAUAUUGAAAGGUUGACAAUUGCUUGGUGCUUGAACAUGAUGAAUAGAUAUGACGUCUUUAUCAUACUUACCAGCUGUGAAUUAGCCAAUAAUCUGCAUGAUUCGUCAUCAAAAUGAUCACAUUGAAAGAAAUGACAUGCUUCCAUAGUAAAGCAGAGCAAGCACAAAGAAACAUUAAUUGAAAUUUAC
Molecule: messenger RNA, 1126 nt
Organism: Ruditapes philippinarum (Manila clam)
Lineage: Eukaryota; Metazoa; Mollusca; Bivalvia; Venerida; Veneridae
Exons: 4
Coding region: 161-913 (250 amino acids)
Source: RefSeq, a predicted model, not a curated record